ACAAGCAAUAUUUCUUUGGUUGGUCUAGUGUAGUACUACAUAAUCAUUGGCUAGUGUAAAUCUCUCACCGUUGUUGUUCUUCUUUUGUAUUCCUUUCUUGUUUUUAUUUUCGAAUAUAAUGACAGAACACUUUUUUUAGUAGAUCUGAUACCGUAAAUAAGAAAAAAAUCAAAAGGUGUUUGUGUACCUUCAUUUGUAUUCCUGAAAAAAAACCAUUGUGGAUCUCUGUAUACUUUUUAAAAAAUAAGUAUAUCAAACCAAGUAAUGUGCACUUGAUAUGCAGUAUAUUAAAAGGAAAAAAUAAAAAAGUGGCCAUACCAUUGAUUAGUUAUUAAACAGGAGACAAAAAUAUCAGCAGAUAAGUAGCUUUUCUAUUUCAAAUAAUAUAUGCAAAUGGAUAUGUAUAUAAACCUUGAUAGUUAUCUGAUUUUCUUUCCAUUUAAACACUUAUUAUUAUUACUUAAAAUGAGUAUCGGCCUAAAAAUCAAAGAAAUAUUCUGUUCUCCCGGUAGACAACAUCAAAUCCAAUUUGCCGCUCCUACUCAAUUUGUCAGCAAAUCGCACGAUUACCAAGUCGUAGGUGAAGAAAUCUCUCCAGAAGCAUUAUACAAUAGCGAAAAAAGAAAGCCCUGGGGUGGUCGUUUAUUCGAUAACAUUACUCAAUAUGCUGGCUCUCGUAUUAGUUUUCUUGCCACUUUGCUUAUCCUGUUGAUCUGGGCUGCUGUCGGUGCCGCACUGGGUGCACCUGAAUUUUGGCAAAUCUUUAUGCAAAAUGCUGGCUCUAUUCAAUGCUAUAUUAGUGAUACUCUGCUGAUGCGUCAACAACAAAAUCAUUGUCAAAAGUUACUGACUAUUAUCUCUCAACUUCGUUCUCGUAUUACCACCGUAGGUAGACUGUUGCGAUCUAACGAUAUCCAUAAGGAAGCUCCUACUGCAGUAGAGCUGGAGGAACAUUCAGAGGAUCAUUCAUCCAUUGCUGAAGCCAAGCUUGAAAAUGCAAUCCAUCUGCCUAACGAACAUUGGUUCGACAAGUGCUGUAACUGGGUCUCUAUUGCGGUUGGUUCUAUCUAUGCACUGGUCUUUUAUUGGAGUGGUAUUAUUGUUUGGGUAGCACUUGGUAAGAUGAUGGGAUAUUCCGAUUUAUGGCAGCUUUAUAUCAAUACAGCUGUUGCCGUGGAGUUAACCUUUACUUCCAUGUUCUUGCAAAAUACGCGUCGUCGACAUAUGGAGUAUCUCGAAAAAUGUCUCAAAUCAAUCAUGUUGACUGAUUGCGAAUUAGAAACCUUACUUCGACGAAAUACAGGUGAUAACGAGCCUAAUCCUGUGAUUACCAUUGAUCCUCAUCCGGUCACUCGUGCCAUUCGUGCCAUUGAUUAUUACGGUGAUGUGAUUGGUUCUGGUGUGGGUGUGUCUGUUUCAACAGUGGUAUUCACGGUUUGGAUCUGUAUGGGAAAUAUGAUGAACUGGAGCGCUGAUUGGUGGCUUAUUAUCGGCACUUACACCGGUCUUGUUGGUUUCAUUGAUGGAUUUGUAUUGAGAAACGUAUACUUUCGUCAAGAUGUUAUUUUGGAUGAACAAUUUGAGGUGCUGUCGGAAUUGGAUGAAUCCUUAUUUCAAUACUUGAAUGUGACCCUCCCUAGCAAAGCUGAAGCACAAAAGACUUCGUUAAUCAAAAAGAUCAGUAAUCAUAUGGGCGUACUUUGUGCAAAACCUAUUGCUGUCUCUAUUUCUAUCCUUAUCGUCUUGGCUCUGAUUGGUGUUGCGAGCAGUAUGGGCUGGAACCAGACUGGACAACUUUUAUGUAACACGCCUACCAUGAUUCUCGAGGGAUUCUUAUUGAUUGUUUUGAUUCAAGCACAUAAUUUGUCGAAUAUGAAGCGACGUUUGCAAUUGCGUGAUAUUCUUGUUCGUCGAAUCUCGUUAUUACGUUAUGCAAAGGCACUGACUGGUGUUACUCUGAAUGAAAAAGAUGUGACCACCGAGUUCGCCAUCAGCUCGAAAAAAGAAGCUUUCAGCAAAAAUUAACUGGGCAUUGUUUUAUAAAAGCAUGUCAUUUUUACACUACUUACACUAAUAGAUUUACACACAUAUUAUAUUGUACACUCCCGAACUCAUUCCUUAAUUGCAUUUAAAUUUUUUUUUUUUUCGUUCAUAAUAAAAACCCAGUUUUAACAUCAAAAAAAAAAAAAAAAACAA
Mucor mucedo is the source of this 2196-nucleotide messenger RNA. Its product is annotated as Low-affinity iron/zinc ion transport protein fet4. The transcript is spliced from 2 exons. The coding region runs from base 388 to 2025 and encodes 545 amino acids. Lineage: Eukaryota; Fungi; Mucoromycota; Mucoromycetes; Mucorales; Mucoraceae. Gene Ontology annotation, biological process: transmembrane transport. The record is from RefSeq and is a predicted model, not a curated record.